AUGGAGAAAAUCUUAAUUUUUUUGAUAAGUGCUUAAGUAAUAUUCCCUUUUAUCUACUACGAUACUGGAUUGGCUAGGAAUUUUGAUUAUACCUUUGAUUCAAGUUUCAAUUGCUAAAAUGAUUAUUCUAGAACAGCUACAAUAUCAUUUUCUAAUGCAUUUGAAAAUAUUCCUUAAGUAUUUUUUUAUCUUGAAUAUCUUGAUAUAUCAACAUCCGAAAUGGAGUUUUAUUUGUCAAUUACAACUAUAACUAAAACAUGUAUUUAUUUAUCAGAAAUAACUAUUCUUAAUAGCAUUUACAGCAAUUGUAAACUGUAGAAAAAAUAGAAUAUAUACACUACAAUUAAGAUGGUUUGCAAUAGAUGAUCAGCGUAUUGAAGUUAUAAGUAAUUUCAAUAUGGAAAAUCCAGAUGAUAAAACAUUUCCAAUUAAAAAUCCUAAUGCUUAAUCUGGAUUUGUGGUUCUUACUCGUUUAUGUUAUACAGGAUAAAUCGAUUUUCUAUUAUCGGUAAUAAUUAAUAGUUUAAACUUAGAUAAGUUAAAUAACAACUAAUUCAGUCACUGUAAGUAUUACCAAAGUGGCAGGAAAAUUUUCAAAUUUGAAACAAAUUGGAUAUUUUGUUGUUGUUGGAAUUGAAGAAGCUUUUAUUAAUUUAGGAUUAAAGUCAGUAACAGGUGCCUUUAGCAGUGGAUCAUUUGCAAAAUAACCAAAUAGAUGGUUUGUUAUUGCAUUAGAGGGCUUAAAUUAUUCAAAUAAUUGAUUAUAUAAGAAUAAAAGCAAUAUAUACCAACACUGCAACAA
Molecule: messenger RNA, 802 nt
Organism: Paramecium sonneborni
Lineage: Eukaryota; Ciliophora; Oligohymenophorea; Peniculida; Parameciidae
Source: the annotation of a GenBank genome assembly